Lichtheimia ornata is the source of this 1032-nucleotide messenger RNA. RefSeq lists its product as uncharacterized. Lineage: Eukaryota; Fungi; Mucoromycota; Mucoromycetes; Mucorales; Lichtheimiaceae. Gene Ontology annotation, cellular component: ubiquitin ligase complex; cytosol; mitotic spindle pole body. The transcript is spliced from 2 exons. Bases 1 to 1032 code for a protein of 343 amino acids. Gene Ontology annotation, biological process: negative regulation of septation initiation signaling; ubiquitin-dependent protein catabolic process; protein ubiquitination. The record is from RefSeq and is a predicted model, not a curated record. Gene Ontology annotation, molecular function: ubiquitin protein ligase activity; protein binding.
AUGCCACCUUUCGGCUUGAAACCCUGUUUAUUCAUGUGCAGCUCACCAUCAUCGAGAACAACAACAACAACAAGGCCCACAGGCAUCCAUUGCAGCGACCAAGCAUCAUCACGAUUGGUAUCUACGCAACAUGUCAACGCACAACAACAAAGCGACACCACUACUACGCCUAUCAACCAGAAACUUCAUAUACGCUUGGUACCCCACGUCAAUCACGAUAUGCCUUGCCACGUCUUUCCUGUGAUGGAACGAGAUCUAUCAAAUGGCACUGUAUUGAAAUUGGGAAGAUACAAUGAUGCUCGUACUGCUGGUCACCAUCUAUCAUUCAAAAGCAAAGUAGUCAGUCGCCACCAUGCCAAGAUGUGGUGCGAAAAUGGCAAGUUGUUUCUAUGUGAUACAGGAUCGUCAUCAGGCACAUUUGUGAAUCAUAUCCGAUUGCGAUGCACACAACAACAGGUGCAAGACGGGGAUCUUAUUCAGCUGGGAAUGGAUUACGAAGGUGGUCACGAGGCGCAUUAUCGAGCUGUGAGGAUACGAAUAUCGGUGCGCCCUGCUGCUGAGCAUCACAAUAACAAGCAGGCGUUGACGCUCAGCCCCACAGCCCAAAAGCAAUUCCAAUCCGCAUUUGGUGGACAAGAAUGUUGUAUUUGCCUUGAUGGGUUACAUCCCACACAAGCUCUUUUUGUGUCCCCAUGUUUCCAUGUUUAUCACUACGAUUGCCUUCGUCCUUUAUUGGAUCAGCACUUUCCCGCAUUUGCUUGUCCAUUAUGCCGAUCCUAUGCUGACUUGGGUGCACGUCCCAUUUCCGCCACUUCUACUUCCUCCGCAACAUCAGCUUCUUCAUCAUUCAGCUAUUCUGGUGAACCACUACGUGCAGCAGAUCGCUCAUCGCUUUACCGUCACAGCCGUACAUCUCAUCCAAAUCACGUAGUCAAUAGCAACAAUAGCCGCUCACCAUCAACCAUGUCACCUUUGAGACCACCAACUCUAUUCAAACGUGUCUCCGGAAGCCUACGUUCCAUUAUUGCUUGA